Messenger RNA from Cryptococcus deneoformans JEC21, 1605 nucleotides. RefSeq lists its product as hypothetical. Gene Ontology annotation, biological process: proteolysis. Gene Ontology annotation, molecular function: serine-type carboxypeptidase activity. The coding region runs from base 34 to 1509 and encodes 491 amino acids. The record is from RefSeq and is a predicted model, not a curated record. NCBI's taxonomy places the organism in Eukaryota, Fungi, Basidiomycota, Tremellomycetes, Tremellales, Cryptococcaceae. The transcript is spliced from 6 exons.
AAGAUGGUUACCCUUAUUCUCUAAUCAUCAUUCAUGCUGUUCAGCGGACUGUCCUCCCCACAUAUUCACGACAGAGCGCGUGGCAUACUGAUGAGCGGUAUGUACCUUUUAGCACAAAUUGCUGCAUUCCUUGGUUGGUUACUGGGAUCCCAGACUAGCCGAUCAUUGCCACCGCUCUCCAUUACUUCUCAAUCAGAGCUCUCAUGUGGCUCCAUAUCGCAUCCCAUCACGUCCGGAUAUGUGCAUCUUGAAGGCGGGAACUUGUUCUUCUCCCUGAUUGAGGCCAAGGAAUCUGCGAGAAAUAACGGGCUGGUGAUUUACUUUGAAGGUGGACCGGGAGGAAGUGCGAUGGAUUACCCUUUCCUUGGUGCCGGACCAUGUCAGCUUACUCCCGAAGGAGGGACUAUACUCUCGCCUGCACCGUACCCAUGGACAGAUCAUGCCAAUCUCUUGAUCCUCGAAUACCCGAUUCCUACCGGAUGGUCUUACAACACUACUUCCCAUAUACCACAUGAUUCGUCUGCUGGCGCUGCUGAAGACUUUGAUGACUUUCUUCAAGCUUUGCUUCACCAUUUCCCUCAGUUUGUUCAUCAACCAUUGAUCAUUAGCAGCUUGUCAUAUGGAGGAACAACGGCCGCUCACAUGGCGUCGACUGUGCUACGUAGGAACCAGAAUGCAGGGAUGUUUUCCACCAGGAUCAAAAAGCAUAUUGAUCAGUUAGUACUGGGUAAUCCCUUUGGCGAUGUCAUGACGGUCAUAUACCAAAACCUUCAUCAUCUUUGCUACACCCCUCCAGCAAUCCUUCCUUCCUCCUCUUGUGAAACACUUGAAUCCUACCUUACCCCAUGCCUUGACCGUCUUGCAUUCCUCACGUCUGAAUCCACCUCGCAUCUUUCCACUCGUGAGCUCCGACGUGAGGCUGCUAAAUAUUGCGCACCGCCAUUCGAGUUGACUUGGAAGGACGCAAGGGUAGACAGGUAUGACAGUCGCAAACCGCCUUGCUGGCCAGUAGACACUUGCUGGUGGUGGAACGAUAGUUUGCGAGCUUUGAUGAACAGCGAUGAGAUGAAGGAAAUCUUUGGUGUCCCGUCUCAUUUGACUUGGAGUUUCCUGGGCCUUUCUAGCUUGUAUUUCUAUCUUAAUGCGGACAAUAUGCAAGCUGCACACCACCUCCUCCCUGCCGUCAUCGACGCUGGCACCCGCAUUUUUGUGUACAGCGGUAUGAAUGACACUAUCCUCCCAUAUGAAGGUUCACUCGCCUGGAUGUCCCGUAUCCCUUCUUCCCAACUUUCAGCAUUCCGCCAAACCCCCAUCACCAUUCCCCCAUCGGCGGAGCCAUCAGAAACAGCAUUCAGAGGUAUCGUCCAUAAUCCCGGAGGCGCCGUAACGCUGUAUGGUUUCCCAGAUGCUGGGCACAUGGCGCAGGUAGAUCAGCCGACGGUGGUUUGGAAGAUUUUGGAGAAUGCUGUGAAAGGGGAGAACUGGAAUCCACUUGAAGGGUGGUGGUAAUGGGAAUGUCAAAUGUAUGAACAUGCUCGGCCCGCAACCCACUUUUGGACUGGAUGGGGAGUUUUGUUUUAUAGAAGCCGGAUAGAAUACAUGUCA